CACGUACAACGGUACAUUGGCCGAUCUCAUCCGCCAGAAGAUCAGCUCCAUGAAUGAUCUCGGCUACGGGUUCACCGCGGAUCGGGUUGCGUUCAAUCGGGACAGCCUUAAAAUCCCGAUUAAGUACAUUGAAAUUUACGAGGACCCUUUAAGGGACCAGGAAGACGUCGACGAGCUAUUGAAAAUCAAGGUUGAAGACUCGGAGUCUUUUCUGACGCAUGCAACUGGUCGCUGGAUUCAUGACGAGGACGGCUUCAUACCACAGCGUUACCAAUUUAAUCUGGAGCAGCAAAAGGCGUAUAUGGAAGCAAAGUUUCAGAGGUGUUUAGAGCGAUGCGGACAUCUCCCUGAAGAUGGAAAGAGGCCCCGGAAGUGGGUCGAGAACUAUAACCCCAAGGAUGAAUGGACCGAGGCGCUGCGGACAUGGGCCGCAGAUGAGUUUGAUUAUGACCAAAGAUUAAAUCCUUAUCACAUUCUGCGAAGGUUAUCUGACGGAGACAGCCUAGACCAGAUACGCUCGGAACUGAGGUCGGAAGAGAAUAAUGGUUAUCGCGUAAGCCAGCGCGUGCAGCCUCUAGAUCUUUUUAUGAUGGAGGUAGAGGAGGACCAAUGCAUCUGGUUAGAGACAAUUUUUUAGCAGCGAUAUGGCAUAUCUCUGCACGGAAGGAAUGGAUGCUACAUGGAUACUGG
Molecule: messenger RNA, 690 nt
Organism: Westerdykella ornata
Lineage: Eukaryota; Fungi; Ascomycota; Dothideomycetes; Pleosporales; Sporormiaceae
Exons: 1
Coding region: 50-637 (195 amino acids)
Source: RefSeq, a predicted model, not a curated record